Stegostoma tigrinum is the source of this 3468-nucleotide messenger RNA. RefSeq names its product E3 ubiquitin-protein ligase Midline-1-like. The record is from RefSeq and is a predicted model, not a curated record. Gene Ontology annotation, molecular function: protein binding; zinc ion binding. The coding region runs from base 837 to 2468 and encodes 543 amino acids. Lineage: Eukaryota; Metazoa; Chordata; Chondrichthyes; Orectolobiformes; Stegostomatidae. The transcript has 6 exons.
AGUGAAGGAGGAGUGGACCAAGGUGUCCUGGAGGGAAAUCAGGAUCAGACGCAUUGGAGCGAAUCCAGUUCCAGAUCGGGACCAGCAGCAAGUGGAGUGGGAGCAGAUCCAGGUAUAACUAAGGAGAAUUUGGAAUGGAAGCAGCAGGAACAGAUCCAAGUCUGGACCACGAGUGGGAGUAGUGGGAGUAGAUCCUGGUCGGGACCUGGUGGAGCAGGUGGAGUGGGAGCAGAUCUUGGUCGGCACCUGGUGGAGCAGGUGCAGUGGGAACAGAUCCUGGUCGCGAUCUGGAGCAGGUGGAGUGGGAGUAGAUCCUAGUCCGGAUCGGGAACGGGUAGAAUCAGGAGCAGAUGGAGUGGGAGCCGACGACGAGCAAGUGGAGCGGGCUAAGACCGGAAGAGAUAACACGGUGUGGAGCUGGAUGAACACAGCAGGCCAAGCAGCAACAGAGGAGCAGGAAGGCUGACGUUUCGGGCCUAGACCUUUCCUCAGAAAUGGCUUUCCUGCUCCUCUGAUGCUGCUUGACCUGCUGUGCUCAUCCACCUCUACACCUUGUUAUCUCGGAUUCUCCAGCAUCUGCAGUUCCUGCUAUGACCGGAAGAGAUCAGGUCCUACAGGGGGCACCAAUUAGCGUGGAUCCGGGACUGCCCCUAAAUCCGAUCUGCUGGAGUCGCACGAGUGAGACAGUCGCUGUAUAUAGUUUGUGAGAGCCUGUUUGAGUGGAUAGCCGCUUUCCGGAGAUACAUUGUAUCCGGGAGAGUGGGACUGGAAACAGUAACCCUGCUUGUGGCCGCUGCCGAGUUUUUUAAUUGAAGGCUGGGAGGAGACUGCUGGCAAUGGAAGCCCUGGGUGAGGAGCUGGUUUGUGCUGUUUGCCAGGAUAUCUUUGUGGAUCCGGUCACCCUGCCGUGCGGCCACAACUUCUGCAGCGACUGCGUGGCGCAACUCAAGCGCUCGGCGUGCGCGUCUGACGGGGGCAAUGCCAGCUCGCCCCGGGGGUUGCCCAGCUACGCGUGCCCCCUGUGCCUGGCGAGCUGCGACAUGAGCCUGGAGCUGAGGCGGAAUGUGGCUCUGCACAACAUCACCGAGCGGCUGUGGCAGCGGGGGGAGGCCUCGGCUGGCACGCCCAGCUGUGAUCUGUGCAAGGGCCUGAAGCGAGCCUCGGCCGCCAAGACCUGUGUCAGCUGUGGGGGGUCUUUCUGUGCCUCGCACCUCCUGCCCCACCGGGAGAACCCGGCUUUCCGCCACCACGUCCUGGUCAGGCCGACCUGCCACAGCAGCCGCCUGUGCAAACAGCAUGGCAAAGAACUGGAGCUGUACUGCCAGACCGACAAAUGCCCCCUGUGUGCCUACUGCAUGUUACCAAGCAAGGCUUCCCACCUGGACCACCAGGUGCUCAAACUGACUGACGCUGCCCCUGUUUUCAAGAAUGACUGCAAAUAUAAACUUUCGAAAGUUGAGCAAAAUCUGGCUGCUGUGGAAAAUGGCCUUCGUCUGUUGGAGGAAGCUGCCUCUGCUGAGAAGGACAAGUUAGAAAAACGGCAGCAGACACAUUUGAAAUUCUUCAGGAAAGUCCAGCUUUUUCUUGACAUUGAGGACCAAGCAUGGAAAAAAAGAUUUUCAGUUGCAACUGCCCAACUGAACCUGAUGGUUGACUGUGAGAAAUCAAAACUGAAGCAAUUACGAGCAAAACUACAGCAAGCUAAAGAUACUUUGCAGAUUGGAAUUUGUGUAAACAACCCUGUGCAAUUGCUGCAGAUUCUGGACAGUGUUAAAAGCACUGAGAUUCAGGAACAGGACCUUGGUUUAAAAGAUCUCCUGGAUGUGACAAACAACUUACAAAAUAUAGAGGCUUGUUUUACAAAGAGCAUAAAUACUCGGAGAAUUUUAACAUCUUUGGGUGAAUUGUUUUCAGGUCAGGCUAUUCAAUUGGAUGCGAAUAGUGCUCAUCUCCAGCUGAAAAUAAGCAGGAACGGCACAGCAGUUGAAUCUGUUGAAGCGAAGCAAAGUAACUGGUGUCAUGUAGAACGCUUCAGCACUUCUCUCAAUGUACUUGCCACCGCAGGAUACAUCACUGGACUCCACUACUGGGAGGUGAACGUGAAAGACAUUCCUUCCUGGGCUGUGGGGAUAGCCUACCAGAGUAUUCCACGCACGCUUCCAGGGAGCAAACUGGGAACUGAGGAAAACUCGUGGGCAUUUUCUUGCUCAGAAAGAGGCCUUUAUUGUGCCCAACACGACACAGAGGUGAUGUAUUUCCACUAUGAAAACAAACUGGAAAACAUUGGAGUCUAUCUGGACUGCGACAGUGGCAUUCUUGCGUUUUGUGAUUCAGAAUCAGUGCGGUGUUUGUACACAUUUUAUUGUACACUAAAGGCACCAGUGUUUCCUGCCUUUUGUCCAAAAUUUGAUGACAGUGAAGAAUUCUCAGCGAUUCCCCUGGUAGUUCACAGUGGUAUUAUUGACUGAAAUAGAUGAUCUUAUGUGGUGUCUUUUAGCGUGAGGGCACUAUGUUAGAGUACAAACAUAGAGACUUGCUGUUUGAUGGUGUCAUCUCCAGCAUCAUGAGAGUUCUUGGACUUACUUCCUGCUUCUGACGCUAUCUCUGUCCCCGUAUUCACUUUGUCGGGCUGAAACCUGCAGUCACUAAUUUCCAGUGUAACACUUUGCAUUUCAUCUACUUUCUUCUUGAUUUUAAAGUAACCUGCAUUUUUUUUUGACGUUACUUCAUCAAAGUUGAACUAUUAUUCCAUGAGUUAAUUAGUAGUGAUUUUAAUAACUACAGACUUGUUUAUCCCUCCAAGGGCUGUUAUGUGGCUGUUGUUUUGUCUGAAAUUGUUUUGUUUUCAGCUCAUCUUGCUAGAUUUCCCAGAGUAAAGCUGUUUUCGAUUUAAUGACCCUGGAAAUACAAGUCAGGGCCAUGAAUGCAUACAGGGUGGUCAACUACAGUGUAGAGCCGGGGAGUGGAGUUUGAUUAACCCAUAGUUUAAUUGAUUAGAGGGUAGGAGAUGUCAUCAAAGGGAUGUGUAAAAAGCCCGAGUUCUGUGGAGUCUGCAAAUGUUGCAGUACCUGCGAGAGGGGUUUGACAGGGGACUCAUGAUUGUCACUCCCUCUUAGCUUUGAGGAAGGUGAACCCUGGGGCCUGAAAUUGGACUUAAAGGGACACUGCAUCCACCAUUCGGUGCAGUAACUGGAGUGGGAUAGUCAGCCACUGAAGACUGUAGAGGAAUGGACAUCAAUGGAGGGAUGAACCAGAGGAUCCACCCUGUGCAUGGAUGUUCACAGAUUUAGUAAUGUGUGUAUCUAGGGCAACAUUAUCUGGGAGCUGUGUUGAACAGAUCAAUUUGGGUUUACCGUUUGUGCUAUCAUUAAGUUGCCUUUCAUCCUUUGUGGGUAUGCUUAUAUGCCUGUAUAUACAAUAUGUACAGAAAAAGUUAUUCUUUAAAAUGAGUAAUCAUUUUAUUGUUAC